Messenger RNA from Mercurialis annua (annual mercury), 1705 nucleotides. Its product is annotated as ruvB-like protein 1. Gene Ontology annotation, molecular function: ATP binding; DNA helicase activity; ATP hydrolysis activity. Gene Ontology annotation, cellular component: NuA4 histone acetyltransferase complex; R2TP complex; Ino80 complex. The record is from RefSeq and is a predicted model, not a curated record. Gene Ontology annotation, biological process: regulation of transcription by RNA polymerase II; box C/D snoRNP assembly; chromatin remodeling. The coding region runs from base 75 to 1451 and encodes 458 amino acids. The transcript has 12 exons. Lineage: Eukaryota; Viridiplantae; Streptophyta; Magnoliopsida; Malpighiales; Euphorbiaceae.
UUCUCUUCCCCUUUCACUUGGCUUGGCCUGUGAGAAGUAAAGAGUUAAAAGCUUGAGCUGAGUCUAAGAGGGAGAUGGAGAAGAUGAAGAUAGAAGAGGUACAAUCCACGGCCAAGAAACAGAGAGUCGCUACUCACACUCAUAUCAAAGGCCUUGGCCUCCAGCCCAAUGGAAAAGCAAUUCCCUUGUCUGCUGGCUUUGUGGGUCAGAUCGAAGCAAGAGAAGCGUCUGGUCUUGUAGUUGAUAUGAUCAGGCAGAAGAAGAUGGCUGGUCGUGCUCUAUUACUCGCUGGCCCUCCUGGUACUGGCAAGACUGCUCUGGCGCUUGGAAUAUCCCAGGAACUUGGCAGCAAGGUUCCAUUUUGCCCCAUGGUUGGAUCAGAAGUAUACUCUUCAGAAGUGAAGAAAACUGAAGUUUUAAUGGAAAACUUCCGUAGGGCAAUUGGUCUACGUAUCAAGGAAAAUAAAGAGGUCUAUGAAGGAGAGGUCACCGAACUUUCUCCAGAAGAAACUGAAAGUAUUACAGGCGGCUAUGGUAAAAGCAUUAGUCAUGUAAUUAUUGGACUAAAAACAGUCAAAGGAACCAAGCAACUAAAGUUGGACCCAACUAUUUAUGAUGCCUUAAUCAAGGAGAAGGUAGCUGUUGGAGAUGUUAUAUACAUUGAAGCAAAUAGUGGAGCUGUCAAAAGGGUUGGCAGAAGCGACGCAUUUGCUACAGAAUUUGAUCUUGAAGCUGAAGAAUAUGUCCCUCUUCCUAAGGGAGAAGUUCACAAAAAGAAAGAGAUAGUUCAGGAUGUAACACUACAUGAUCUAGAUGCUGCAAAUGCAAGACCUCAAGGUGGGCAAGAUAUUUUGUCGUUAAUGGGUCAAAUGAUGAAGCCCAGAAAAACAGAAAUUACUGACAAGCUGCGCCAGGAAAUAAAUAAGGUUGUUAAUCGGUAUAUAGAUGAAGGUGUUGCGGAACUUGUUCCUGGUGUUCUAUUCAUUGAUGAGGUACAUAUGUUGGACAUGGAGUGCUUCUCAUAUUUGAAUCGUGCUUUGGAGAGCUCGCUAUCUCCAAUAGUAAUAUUUGCUACAAAUAGGGGAAUAUGUAAUGUAAGAGGGACGGAUAUGAACAGCCCCCAUGGCAUACCUGUUGACUUAUUAGAUCGAUUGGUGAUAAUACGAACACAAAUAUAUGGUACAGCUGAAAUGAUACAGAUUUUAGCAAUCCGCGCACAGGUAGAGGAACUUAUUGUAGAUGAAGAAAGUUUAGCACAUCUUGGAGAGAUUGGUCAACAGUCAUCUUUAAGGCAUGCAGUUCAGUUGUUAUCACCUGCCAGCAUCGUGGCAAAAAUGAAUGGCCGAGACAACAUUUGCAAGGCGGAUCUUGAGGAAGUCGGUGCAUUGUAUUUGGAUGCCAAGUCAUCGGCAAAGGUUCUUCAAGAACAGCAGGAAAAGUUCAUUUCAUGAUAGAUUCUGGAGGUUGAUGCAGCAGUCACAUUGGAAGUAGAAUGUUUUGGUUUGCGGCAUUUCUGUUGCUAUUUCGGUUGGUUGAAGGAGGUAGAUGUUAAGACAACAUAUGCAGAUGACAAGGCUAUUUGUGCCUUUGUAUUUUUCAACUCAAAUAUGAACCUUAGCUUUAAAGAUUAUGAAAAGCUCUCUACAAUGAGCUUAGUAUGGGUAUUAGUUUGGGCAAAUGAAAAUAUGAUCCCUUACACAUACAA